AUGGCGCUGGCAGCGGCGACGCCUGCGGAUCUGACAUCGUCCAAGGCCUCGUCCAAGUCGGAGUCGUCCAAGUCGGCGUCAACUUCUUCGUCGCUCGGGUGCUCGAGGCUGCAGCACAUUCCGCCCUACCUCCGGCCCUACGAGGGUAGAUUCCAGAACCGGCGGGGGCAGUCGCUGUACUAUCUCGCGUUGUUCCCGCCGGAGGAGAUGCCCAUGAGAGGCGUGGUCCUUUGUCUGCACGGCCUCGGAGACCACUGCCGACGCUACAUCCCGCUGUACGAGCGCCUGUGCGAGGAGGGCUUCGGCGUCCUGUCGUACGACAUGCUGAACCACGGGGCCAGCGACUGCGACGCGCACAACACGCGCGCGCACAUCGACAACUUCCGCUUCCUCGUCGACGACACUAACGCGUUCGUCACGUUCGCCAAGAAGUGUGUCUACCCGGACGUGCUCCGCUACUGGCGAGAGCACCACCACCCUCACCACCCGCACGGUCGGCUCAAAGACCGCUUUGUCGCCCCGGAACUCCCUCUCAUCAUUGCAGGCACUUCGUUCGGAUCCCUCGUGGGGCUCCACACUGUCCUCACCGGUCGACACAAAUUCCACGCGGCCGUGUGGGCGUCACCGACCAUCGGCGUGACCUGGACGCCGCUGCUGUGGGUGGAAUCGAAGCUCGCCGCCCCGCUCGCGCUCCUGUUCCCUAAGGCCAAGCUCGUCCCCGCAGUGCAGCACGAGCUGCUGUGUCGAGACCCGGCCUUCCUCGAGGACUUCCGGGCGGACCCGCUGACAUCCAUGGACAUGCUGACGCCCCGCACGGGCCACGAGUCCUUGCAGGCCAUGAUUCGGCUUCAGGAGGACGUGCGCGUGUCGAGCCCGGACAGCGCCUUCUGUGCCGUGCCCAUGCUCUUCCUCGCCGGCUCGGCCGACGGCAUCGCCGACCAACAGGCGGCUAUCAGGUUUUUCGCCUCGAUGGGCAACUUGGACAAGGAGUUCAAGCUGUUCGACGGCCUCUUCCACCUCGUGUAUGAAGACCCGGAGAAGGAAGACGUGCUCCGGUACCUCGCGCAGUGGCUGCGACGAAGGUUCCCGGUCGAGUCGCGCGAUGCGGACAACUAG
Messenger RNA from Phytophthora sojae, 1116 nucleotides. RefSeq lists its product as hypothetical. NCBI's taxonomy places the organism in Eukaryota, Oomycota, Peronosporomycetes, Peronosporales, Peronosporaceae. Bases 1 to 1116 code for a protein of 371 amino acids. The record is from RefSeq and is a predicted model, not a curated record. Gene Ontology annotation, cellular component: membrane. Gene Ontology annotation, molecular function: lipase activity. The transcript has a single exon.